UCUAACGGUCAACAGCUGUUAUGGCGCUUAACUGUUACAUGCCUCACAUUGCAUAAAGUUGAAUAUUAAACUCUUAAAAUCUAUAGUUCGUAUCUAGUUUAAAAUCCCGUUGCUACGUUAUUUGAAAAUGUCGUUUAGUAAAGCAAAAAUCCAACGAUUCAAUGAUGUGAAAAAAAAAGACAUUUUCGCUGCCGUUCCUGGAACAACACGUCCUGUCUCUGAAAAAACAAAACUCAAAACAAAAGUUGAAAAAGCAAAUCAUUGCAACCAGGCUUUGGACAAGGCAAAAUCUGAUACUGCAUCAUCUCAAAGUGUUCCAUGUUUUCGAACACCACAAUUAUUACGAAAAAAACCAAAAUUAACUACAAAUCAAACUUCGAAAGCAAAAUCUACCGAAAUUUUCAAUAACGAGCAAAACUUAGAAGCACUAAAAGAAAAAAUAGUCGAGUGUGAAAACAAAGAUUCUUACAUCAAAGAUCUCACUCAGCAACUAGAAGAUUUUAAAAUAAAAAUCAAUAGAAUAGAAAAUGAAGCACGUGGUAUUAACACAGAAGAAGACAGGUUCGAACAAACAAUUGAAAAUUUGAAAAAUGAACAUGAAAAUAAAAUUAAAAUUAUGCAAGAAGAAUUUAGAUUGAGAUUAUCUGAUACCAUUUCUAUAAAAGACAAAAUUACAAUGCAGUUAUUAGAGUUAAAAGAAUCGGUAUUAUCUUAUAACACAGAAAUGAAAGAUUUAAAAUCAAAUAUUUCACAAAUACCAAACUUUUAUGAAAAAUAUUUCGAAAAAUACAGAAUAACAAUAAACCAAAAACAAGCUGACAUUGACGAAAAAGAAAACCUUUUGAAAAUAUUAGAACAGAACACAAUAGAAAUGCAGAAGCAACAUUCUCUUGAAACCGAAAAAUUAAUGGAAGAACAACAAAUAGAAAUGCAAGAUCUUGAAUUUGAAAUGUUAAAGACUAUGACUGAGCUUCAAAAGGAAAAGGAAGUAUGUGCUAAUAAAAUUAAAGAAACUGAAGAAGAAAUGAUGAAGAAGGUUUCUGAACUGAGAAAUAUUUUUGAAAGCGAUAAGGAAAAAAUUGUUUUUGAAUCUGAGAGUAAACUUAAACAGAUGGAAGAAAUUAUGCAAAAAUCACAUUUUAAUACUGAAAAGGAAAUUGAACAAAAAAUUAAUAAAUUAGAAAACGAAUGGAAAAACAAAUUAAUAUUACAACAAAGACAAUCGGACGACAUUCUUAAAGAAUGUCAGGCUAUAAGCGAGUACAACAUCAUACAAUGUGAAGUUGAGAAAAAUAAUAUCACGAAAGAACUUAAAGAAAACGCCGAAGAACUCAAAAGACUUAAAUUGAACUAUGGUGAGACGCUCGAAAAUUUUAACCAAUUAAAAAAUACGUAUAAAGAACUUAAAAAGGAACUAAACUUAAAAAAAGAACAACUAGAUGUUAUAAAAAAGGAGUUACAGAAUGAAAUUCUAGACUACAAAAAACAAUUAAAUCAAGCCUUAAAGGAGAAAGUUGCGUAUGAGUAUACAAUAAAAAACUCACAAGUUACUAUAGAUGUUUUAAAACGGAGACUAAUUCAUUCUGAUAAAGACGUAGAGCAACUCAAGGAAGAACUAGCAGAAUGUGAGAAAAGGCUUCUACAAUACGAACAAAAAAAUUUGCAGCUAACUUCAGAUUUAACACAAGCAAAACUUUUUAACGAGGAACUAGAAAUGCAGUUUGAAUCCAGUAUCAAGCUAAAUUGUACAGAUAUUGACAACAUGAGUGAACAUUUAUUAAAAGAAGUUAAUGAUUAUAAAAGAGAGGUAAUUAAAUAUAAAAAUCAGAUUAAAGGGGAACAGAAUUUAAAAAAGGAAAUAAUACAACAACUUCAUGAUGCUUAUGACAUGAUUAAUAAACUUAAUAUUGAGUUUGAACAAGCCGAAAAUAAUUGUUCACAAUUUAAAUUUGAGGUGGAGCAAUCUCAAAACGAGUUAGAAGAUUAUCACAUGAGAGAAAUGGACUGGAAUAUUAUCAAAGAUAAGUUGGAAUACACAAUUAAAGAAUUAGAAGACUUAUUAGAAACUAAAGUUUUGGAAGUUAAUAUUAUGAAAAAGGAAAUGGUACAUUUUAAAGAAAACACUUAUUGUAACUGCGAAUCUUCGGAAUAUUAUCAACAAAAGGUUAAGGAAUUAGAAGACGAUCAGAAAGAAACGGGGAAUAUCCAUAAAAGAUACAUAGAAAUGUCCGGUAAAUACGAUGUUUUGGCGUGGAAAUAUGAAGAACUGGAAGCUGAAAAUUUGCAAAACAGAAUGAAAUUAAUGAAACUCUCUGACGACCAAGCUGAUAAACAAGCCUUAAAGGAAAAAUACGAUAACCAAGUUACAAUAUGCAACGAAUUAGAAAACAAUAACGAAGAUUUGAAAGAAGAAGUUGAGCGAAGAUUGAAGGAAGAGUCAUCAUUAAAAGAAGAAUUUACAAAACUGAAAGCAGAAAGAGAUGCACUUUUAAAUAAAUGUCAACUAUUAGAAAGCCAGUUAAAACAGCAAACCUUGGAAAACGAAAACAAACAGCGUACACCGAAAAAGUCCAAAAAAUUUAUAGACGAAGAAAACUAUUCUGAUACAAAAAAAUGGAUAAAAAAAUCCAAACACCCGAAAGAUGACAAGGAAAAUCUGAGUAGUCCUAAUAGGACGCUAAACUCACCGUUAAGGGAAAGAAACUAAAAGACUUCUAUUAUUUUAUUUAUAAGCUUUUAUAAAUGGUGUUUUAGACAAUGAAAAACUACACUAGGUACUACUGGAAACAUUCCAUUGUUGUAAAUUGUUAGGGGUUAGUCGUGUUGACACCGGUGAAAAAUACAAUUUUUAAUUAACAAUAAUUAGUCAAGUAUAUCCAUUGGAAGUAAACGCACUCUUAGCUUGAUUGCUUGAAUACAAACAUAUUAUGAAUAGAACUGGAUGAAACUUUUUCUGGAAAAUUUUAUUACAAUAAUUUUUUUUCUGAAUUUAACUCCGCCCAGUAAACAUUUACAGAUUUUUUGCAAGUACAACUGCUAUUCACAUGCUAUUUAUGACGUAAAAUAUGCAUUUGUAAUAUACGGCAUAUUCUUCGCAUAUACGAAGGAUAUGAAAAAUUCCCUACUUGUCCAGCUUCUUUUAUUGUUCUUACAUAAUGCACUUAAAUAGAUUCUGUUCAAAUUUUAAAAUAUGCAUUUAAUGUUACAUUCUAGAUUACACAUACAAAUAGCCCAAGAGCCCACUGCAAAUUUUUACCGUCAUCUGAUAACUAAAUGAAAUAUACCCCAAAAGCAUGGAAAAACAUUGUACUUAACCAAAUGGCACCUAUCCCAAUCCUGAGCAAAGUGGCUUAAAAAAAUUAUUUUAUAUUAAAAAAUCAGAUAAGGCAUGACAGCACUAAUUUUGUUUGCCCUUAAAGUUUUCCAGAAAAUAACAUUUAUAUAUAUCGUUAUUAAAGGGAAACAUUUUCUUCUUCUUAACAUCGCAUAAAAACAUCUAUCCACGAUUAGUAGGUAAAUAUCAUUAAAAAUAUGAAUCAAUGUUUGCUGAUUUAAAAAUUUAUUUGUAUGCCUCUUAUUGUGAUUCAUUUUUACAAGUUGCCAUAGAAACGACAAAAAGACUACUAUGAUUAUGGUUUAAAAUAAUUGUCUAACAAGAGUUUAUAAUUAUUAUUGACUAUCUCUGCAAAUGGUUUAUACAAUACCAUCCUUCUUCCUUUCAUACAUACACAUGGUUUAAAAGGUAGGUAAAAAUAUUAAUAAUUCAUGUUUAAAAGCUAGGUUCACAAUGAAUUAGGAUUGUAA
Molecule: messenger RNA, 3804 nt
Organism: Psylliodes chrysocephalus
Lineage: Eukaryota; Metazoa; Arthropoda; Insecta; Coleoptera; Chrysomelidae
Source: the annotation of a GenBank genome assembly